GGUUCAGGGGGUGAAGACGUUCUGUAAACCCAGAAGGCACGUGCAUGAGCAAGCUAUAUUUAGUAUCAGCCAUCACGCUUCUGAACGAGUUAACUUUACGCUCAUCACGCCAUCUUGAACCACAGAUACGGCGCCAUGCUGGUCUACGUGUUUCUGGCAAGCCUUCUAGGUGUCUCCGCUCAGAUACACUCUGUCUGUCACUCUAACUCGCAAGACCUCAGAGAAGAGGAAGUAGUCGCUUUGGUGGCUGACCUUAUUGACCGCAAUCAGGACAAUGUGGUUACGGUAGCAGAGAUUGUUGUUGGUUUUGCAGACAUUCUUCAAUUCAGCCUGGGAAUUUCUGAUGGCCUCGUUCUUGGGAUGAACAGUACUCAGCUCCUGGUCCUAGGGGCUCAGAUUGGGGUGGUGAUUGACAGGGAGCACUUCGUCGACAAAUGGCACAACCGGUUUGGGGAUGCAAAAGAUUUUGCGAGAGCUACCUUUGACGCUUACGAUGUGAACGACGAUGGCCAGCUCAGCCUUCUGGAGUUGGAGCAGAUUUUGGACCACCUGAUGACAGUAGUAGAUGACGGCGAUAAAAUCAUAUCUGCAAGAGAGUUCCGUGAAUACCUACUUUUCAUUUACAAGACUUGCUAACAUUGCACGUGGCUCAGUCUGCAUGAAUGCAGCCUCUAGUGAAAGAAACAAGAAGCCUUAAUUAACUGUGGAAAAAUAAAAGAUGCAAUGACUUU
Messenger RNA from Pomacea canaliculata, 731 nucleotides. RefSeq lists its product as uncharacterized. The record is from RefSeq and is a predicted model, not a curated record. Bases 136 to 636 code for a protein of 166 amino acids. NCBI's taxonomy places the organism in Eukaryota, Metazoa, Mollusca, Gastropoda, Architaenioglossa, Ampullariidae. Gene Ontology annotation, molecular function: calcium ion binding. The transcript has 6 exons.